AGAUUAAAGGUGACACAAUGGCCCAGCCAGCUGUUCUGCGGAUCAUCUUUGGAGAUGAGUCUGACUCAAGAAAACUGCACCUGGUUUCUGGAAUCCCUGCAACAACUGAUGAUUUACACACAAUAGUAAAGACUUCAUAUCAGAUAAAAGAGGACUUCCGCCUGCAAUACAUGGAUACUGACUUCAAUGACUUCAUGAACCUUACUUCAAUGUCUGAAAUUCAAAAUAAAAGCACUCUGAAGGUUAUAUAUCUAGCACCCUCACAGCCCUAUGUCACUUUAUACCCUGUUGACUCAUUUGAUGAGAAUGCAGGUGCUACUUAUGCUGACACUCACACCCCAGCUUCGUCUUUAGCCUCAUCCUGCAGUGAUGAUACUCUACACACUUCAACUCCUCAUUCAAGUCCUGAAAGACAGUCCUCCACAUCAUCCUCAUGGCCAAAUGUGUUUGUGGUCCCAAAAUUCACUUAUGAGGCUGAAUUUGAGCUGCAGCAAAAAGAUACAGAGUUUGAGGCAAAUGGCACAUACUUCAACCCUGGACCAAAGCUGAAAGGAGUCAUCUUAGAUGGCCUUGCACAGGAAAUGAUGAGGUACACAAAAUACCCUAAAGACUAUCAGUGUGAAGAGGUAGCAGCUGCUUUGACGAGGGCUCAUCCUUGUUUAGGGCAGCUUGGAUCUAAGACAGGAUUUUGGGGAUGGAAACAAUCCCUCAAGUAUAAAAUGCAGAACUAUCGAACAAAACUUGGACGACUUGGACAUCCUGAAAUUCGUGUGAACUCACUGAAGCACAAAAAGGAAGGCCAAGGCAAAGCAGCAGCCAACAUUAAGAAACCAAGAAAGGCUGAAGUUCAUUAUGUUCCUCUGCACCCAAAAGGUGAAAGUUCAGAAAGCCUGGAAAAAGAGAGAGUUGUCUUGUUAUCAGAAGUUAAAAAACGGGACAAUGAAGUGGUGAUAAAAGAGAAAAUGCAGAAAACAUUCUCCAGCAGACGAUUAGAGAUUGUGGAGCAGAGACCCAUGAUUGAGGACAUUCAAGAAAGAUGGCCAGCCCUGUUUCAUGAGAGCGAAGUGAAUGCAGAGUUUCUACGCAUCACUACUAAGCCUCUACAAACAAAGUUCAUGUCUCAGUUUGACCUCCUCUCAGACAAACUGAUGAAGAUUUUGGAGAGCAAAGGAGGCUUGAAGGGGCAAAAGAUCAAGGCCGUCUUAGCCGGAAAGGAAUCUGCCACUGAGGAUGCUGAGAGAGACAUUGCAGCAACUGUUAUGGGAGUUUACACAGUUGUAAGCCAUGGAGAAGAUGAGCCAAAGGAUGUCGGAAUUGUGAUUGAAGGGAGGAAAGUCCUUCAGAACAUAGACAGUGUGAUGAUGGCUUUCAUUAUGCUGUUUGGACUCAUUUAUGCUCUGGAUUUGAACUAUCCAGAUAACCUUAAGUACACCUUUGAGUUCUGUCAGAAGAUCAUAAUGAAUCUGGAUGGACACAAACUAAAUGCAAAAAUACAGCAGCUGAAAAUCAAGUUGUUUGGUUGAGAGUCAACAUAAUGUGAAAAGUAUACUGCUGAGAAUGUUUGUUCUUAUGUGAAAAAAAACUGAU
Molecule: messenger RNA, 1587 nt
Organism: Austrofundulus limnaeus
Lineage: Eukaryota; Metazoa; Chordata; Actinopteri; Cyprinodontiformes; Rivulidae
Source: RefSeq, a predicted model, not a curated record